ACGACAGUGCAUACCUGGCGUUGACCGCGCGCGCCCGCUUGUGCAAAUAACGUUGUUGUCUUAUUUGCAAUCUACCGACGUUGAAUGGUAUAAAAGAAAAAAAUACAACGCUUGCAGCAGUGAUGAAGUUACUUUGGUUCUUGUUAGUUGUAGCGGUGGCAGCUCAGCUCGAUGAUAUCGAGGAAGAGGAGUUGGAAGAACCUUACAAUGAGGAGGAUUAUGAGCAUUCCAAAAACAAAAGAAACAUAGACGAUUUUGAACAUUCUAGAACCAGACGAGAUAUAGAAAACGGCGAUCCUUAUGAAGAGAUUUUUAGAACGCGGCGGGAUAUUCAUGAACCGUUUGAAGAACAUUCAGGAGCUAGGCGAGAUAUAAAUGGCGAUUAUAAAGAGAAUUACAGGACACGGCGUGAUGUACAUGAAGGUCCGUUUGAAGAGCAUAUAAGAGUGAAAAGAUGUACAUACGAAGAUGUCCCAAUAAGUCGUGUCCGUCGCUCAGUAAGAACUCCUCGCCAAGUCCAUCAAUAUGAAGUCCAUGAGUUUACGGAUGGAGAUAGCUACCCAUCGCCUCCAUAUGAAGAAAUGCUAGCGGCUAGCGCUGAACAUUAUCAUAAAGUUUACGCAGCACCGAAUACGAGGCCAGAUGUGAGUGUGCCUGUUGUGUAUCGUCCUGUGCCGUCUGUGUUGUCUCCUGUGCCAUAUAAACAAGCUCGUCAAAUAUCCCAACCUCUCCAUACUCAACCUCACCAAACUCCUGUCCAAGCGUCAUACGCAAAAAUCCAAACCCCUCAAGUACCCCAAUAUUCUCAAAAUCUGCUUGCGAAACCCCAAGUCCAUCAACUCACUCAACCUUCAAAUCCCGUAGCUCUAACCCACCAGCAACCAUUCUUAGUUCCAGUUAAAUCUUCUAUCCGAGUAGCUAACGCUCCCAACUCCUUCCAAAGUUCUUUAGGUAUCAUCCAAGCGAAAGUCCCGCUUUCCUCAGAAGUUGCUGUAGCUACUGUGGAAGAAAUCCCGCUGUUGAAGGAUCAGCAGGAGGCAGCGGCGGUGGUCAAGCAUCAUAAGCAUGCGACGGGACAUACUCAGGGAGGGGGUCAUUCGAAACAUGCGCAGCAUGACGCGCAUAAAGGAGGAAAGAGCUCCAGUGGUUUCAAACACGACCAUCAUGUAGACAAAGGAGCUAAAGGCUUCAAAACGGACGAGCUACAUCGCAAGGAAUAUGAAGAAGCAGAAGGAAAAAAGAAGAAACACCACGAUAAAGCAGACCAUAAAGGAAGCCAUGAGGAGGAAGCUCAUGGACACAAGGGAUCUAAAUUUGAUGAGAAGAAGGGGCAUAAGAAGGGACACAAAACUAAAGGCUACCACAACAAAUACCACAAAGACGAAUUCCACAAAGAGCACAAGUUUUACGAUGACUACCAUAAGAGCGGGGAACACCACCGAUACGGCAAGUUCAACGCGAAACACGCCAGCAAUGAGAGCGGGAAGAAGAAGGCACAUCAUGUUAAUGCUGGACAUGACUUCGUUGAGCGAGGGAAGAAGGGAUACAGCAACAAGGGACACCUGGACGCAGACCACAAAGGAUACAACGGCAAGCAGGGCCACGAGGAACACCACGAGAAGCACUCCUCCCACGGCAAGAAGGGGGGCAAGGAGGGGGGCUCGCACUGGAAACAUGCCAAGAACUAAAACCUACAAUCAUGUGCAAGUUACGGAAAUUCUCUUAAAUACUGUAAAGUUAUUUUGGAAUUUGAACAUAUUGCCAUUUUGGAAAAUUUCGUUCUCAAUCGUUGAGUUAUUAUUGCUUUAGAGAAGCCAAAUCAAAUAAUGAAAUUGUAGCAAUCGCAACCUGCACCACGCGACCAGAAUGUCGUAAGCGCCGUAACAUUCAUGGCGCUUAUGCGUUAAGGUCGCGACAUUCACGCUCCGCUUCUAUGGUUUGUUGUCAAGAUAACAACUCAUGGCGCAAAAUACUGGUUACCAGUUAUAUACGUAGUAAUAAUAGUUAUAUAAAUCCCAAUAGAAGAAUGUAAAAAUAUUUAGAAAAUAUCGGUAUUUUAGAAAGCUUUCGUCGGUGUAUCAGAAACCAUGCUAAAUAAAAAGCUAUACAAUAACGCUCCAGUUAUCUUCGUAAAUACCAUGCAGAGAUUAUAGGGACCGUGCGUGUUGGAGGGUCUGCCAUCUUGUGCUCUGAAUCGGAACCAUAAACGGGCACAUUUACACGUCAAGUGUUUUUGUGCAUAGUAGGUUCUGCCAUCUUGUGGGCUACAUCGGAACAAAAAACAUCACAUUUACGCCUCGCGCCAAAAAUCGGCUUCUGUGCUGCCUCAUAUAGUUCAUGCACGCUCCCUAUAAUGUGUGUUUAUGCAAUAUGUCACCGCUUGAUGUGACAGCUGACAUAUAGUUUCUUAUAUUAAAUCAAGCUUUAUGCAUAAGUAUUUAAUGUGGCAUGUCUUUAAGGAUCAGUGCGACUGCCAUUCUUUAGGAGUUUUAUAAGGUUAACAUUGAACUAUUAUUACUACGUUUAAAACCGACACAGAAAACCAGUAUUUCGCGCCAUGAGUUGAUGUUGUUUUAACAAUAAUUUUAUCACCGCACCUCCCGCCAAAGAAACAAAGUUCAUCCUCACUUUCUCGACACUUGGCAAACCAAGAACAAGCGGGCAUCUCGCUCGUUUUUUCCCAGAACGUGCAAGUUGUGGAAUGAGCUACCUUCUGAGGUGUUUCCCUUGCGCUAUGACAUGGGGUUCUUCAAGAAGCAGGUUUUUAGGGUUCUCAAAGGUUGGCAACGCAUAAGUGGCUCCUCCGAUGUUGCUUAUGUCCAUGGGCGGCGAUGACUGCUUCCCAUCAGGCGGCUCGUCUGCUCGUUUGCAGCCUAUUACAUAAAAAAAAAAAAAAAAAAUCCACAGAAGCGGAGCGUGAAUUUCGCGACAUAAACGCGUAAGCGCCAUGAAUUUUACUGCACUUACGACGUUUUGGUCGCGUGGUACACGUUGCGAUCACGACAAUUUCAUACUUUGGUAUGGCUUCUCUAUAGAAAUGUUAACUCGAUGGUUGUGACACCAAUUGCCAGUUGUUUUAAUAAUCAGUAUUAUAGGUACGAGUUGAAUUUAGGGAUGUGAUAUUUUAUUGGUAUAAAUACCUGUUUAUUAGAAGAUCUAUUGUUACUUUUUUCCUGAGAAAAUAUAAAGAUUAUAUCUUCUACUUGCUAGGCUUAAAUAAUGGUACCUAAUAAUUGAAAUACGUCUCAAAGAAAAGUACAAGCAAGUUACCUACUUUACAUAAUGUUAAUUAUUAACAAUAGUCGUACGAAAAAAGAAUAACACGAACUGAUCGGUAAAAUAAACAGACAACGAAACCCACUUAAGGUUUAAUAGAAAAAGUGUAUCAAAUAGUUAAAACGGUUAUAUCGAAUGACGCAACCGAAACACCGAAACGAACCAUCGUCGCAACCUAAUUCGAAAAGUUACUUUGCCUCACUUAAUUAACUUAGCUAAAAUCAACCACAGUACCAACACAUUAGAGUUGAUAUUUGUGUGAACUAAAUCGCUUUACACAGUAGAAAUGCAUGAAAUCAGUCCAACCCGUGUGAAAUUUAGUUCCGUGAGUUUAUUUAUUGUAUAAAUAUUGUUAUUUCAGGAAGUGAAUUUUUACGUAUUUAAGAUGCUGGAAAGAACUAAAUACUUAGUCUUAGUCUGCUUUUUUUCAGGUUAGAAAUUGUAUAACCUCAAAAAGUAGUUCUAACUAUUUUCCUCCAAGAUGAAAUCUGAGUAACUGUGCACUGAAUCAUAGUAUCGUUUACAUAUUAUUGCGCCGCAAUAUUAGAUAUCGUAGGAACCCUAGCAUUUCGGAAGAAAAUUUAAUUACUACUUUUGAGGUUAGAAAAAUUUGAAUCUUAAAAAAACGGGGUAUACCUAAUUUUAAACACAUAAAUGUGGUUUUCUUUAUAAAGCAAAAUAAGAUACUUUUUAAUGCCAUCUUUUUAAGUAUUUUUUCUAAAUGGGAAGCCAUUUAUUCUACUUUUUCUUGUAGUUUUUUUAAAUCAUUUUCUUUAUAUUUAUUUAUCAAUUAUUCCUUUUCAUUGUUGUUAUCUUUAGUUCUUAUGAUAUAUUUUCUUCCAGCAUUUUUAACUUCGCUAAUUUUCUUUAGUCCUUCCCGUGCAAUCUAAAAGUAUAAUUAUGUUUAUAAUCAGCAUCUUAAAUAUCAUCAGAUAUUGUAAAUAAUAUUUUACCUUUCAUUGUACAUACGAACUUUAUUAUAAUAAGAUUUAAAAAUAUGUGAUGUUAUCUAUGAACAUCCGCCGUUAUAAACGAUGCUCCGAUACAAAUACAACGUUGCGCGACGCAGUGCGGCGUGUAAGCGCCAUCGACAAUAAGGUCCCUUUUCAUAGAUAAGGCCACAUAUAUGUUUAUACCGAUAUAAUGUAUAGUUGCAGACCUCAAUGCAAGAAACUUCGUUAUGCAGUUUCCUACAAAUACCUCUAUUUAAAAUAAAUAUAUUUUGCUUGGAAUACUUUCAAGUUCAUGUUUAUGGAUAGCCCGUGAAAACUUAUAACUGUGUACAUAAAUCUCUUAAUUUUAAAGCAACCGUUCAUACAAACAAACAAUGAAAUCACAUAUUACGAGUAUCUAUAUGAAAAAAGUAUUGACUUGUUUGAAUAUACCUGAAAAUAUGAAAGACUGUAGAUAUUAAUUUUUAAAAUUGUAAUAAGUUUAUGAAUUAUGUGUAUUUACGUUUUUAUACAUUUUGUCAUUAUAUUUUACUUUGUGAAAAUAAAUGAAUAAGUUUUUGUUA
Molecule: messenger RNA, 4792 nt
Organism: Cydia pomonella (codling moth)
Lineage: Eukaryota; Metazoa; Arthropoda; Insecta; Lepidoptera; Tortricidae
Product: histidine-rich glycoprotein-like
Exons: 4
Coding region: 123-1688 (521 amino acids)
Source: RefSeq, a predicted model, not a curated record